AUGGCGAGGAAGCUCAGUGUGUUAGAAAUCCUUCUGAUUGUCUACAUCUUGGUUGUACUGGCUCUGGAUAUCCUCUUGCUACUUCUUGUGUUGGAGAAACCUUCAGAUUCUUCAUUUAUCCCGGAGUGCCCAGCGAUCCCGGACUCGGAAAGGAUAGAUUGUGCUCCUGGCAAGGUGGUGACGGAGGAGAUUUGCACAUGGCAUCAUAAAUGCUGCUGGAAGCGUGGCACGGAUCCCAACACCCCGAACUGCUUCUUUCCCAGGAACUGGGGCUACGAAGUGCAAGGUGGCCCAACAAAGAGAAGCACAGGGUUCACCGCCCAGUUGAAGAGGUCACCAUCCCCAUCUCUAUUCGGAGAUGAUAUUGCCACUGCCCUCUUCACCGCGGAGAGCCAGACGCCCAAGCGUUUUCAUUUCAAGAUAACUGACUUCAAUGAGAUACGCUAUGAAGUCCCUUCUGAAGUGAUCAAUCCGGCCAAUGGGACUGCUGAUAGAGCCACCUUGAGCUACGACGUGGAGGUCACGCAUAAGCCCUUUAGCUUCAGAAUAAUUCGGAAAAGCAACAAGAAAGUAUUGUUGGACACCAGCAUUGGGCCCCUCCUCUUGGCCCAGCAGUACCUGCAGCUGUCUUUCCGUCUGCCCAGCACCAAUGUGUAUGGGCUGGGGGAACAUGUCCACCAGCGGUACCGCCACGACCUGGACUGGAAGACCUGGCCCAUCUUCACGAGGGACACCACCCCCACGGCGGGCAUGAUUAAUCUGUAUGGAGCACACACAUUUUUCUUGUGCCUCGAAGACACCAGCGGGUCCUCUUUUGGAGUUUUUCUGAUGAACAGCAAUGCCAUGGAGAUUGCCCUUCAGCCUGCUCCCGCAAUCACGUACCGCACAAUCGGAGGGGUAUUGGACUUUUAUGUGUUCCUGGGAGACACCCCAGAGCAAGUGGUCCAGGAAUACCUGGAGCUUGUUGGACGACCAUUCUUGCCUGCCUACUGGAGUCUCGGGUUCCAGCUUAGUCGCAGAGAUUAUGGUGGUAUUAACGGAUUGAGAGAGGUUGUAAGCCGAACCCGUAAGGCGGGCAUCCCAUAUGAUGUGCAGUACUCAGACAUGGACCUUAUGGAAGGAAAAAAGGAUUUCACUAUUGACAAUCAAACUUACCCCAACAUCUCAGAUUUUGUCAAGGACUUACAUGAACAUGGACAGAAAUACAUAAUUAUUACGAAUCCUGACAUCUCCAAAUCCUCUGACUAUGAGGCCUAUAACAAGGGAAGCAUGAAGAGAAUAUGGGUGUUGGGAAACAGUGGCUUUGCUGUUGGGGAGGGAUAUCCUGGAGACUCAGUCUUCCCUGACUUCAGCAAUCCAGCUUCUACUGAGUGGUGGGCAGACCAGUUCAAAGAAUUUCAUGACCAGCUGAACUUUGAUGGCGUGUGGAUCGAAAUGGAUGAAGUAUCUACCUUGGCCCAAGGCUCUGAUCACAAGUGUGAAGCAAACAACUUGAACUUCCCUCCUUUUAUCCCCAGCAUUCUGGACCAUUCGCUGUCUACAAGAACACUCUGCAUGGACACAGAGUUUUACUGGGGUCUUCACUAUGAUGUCCACAGCUUGUACGGCUACACCAUGGCGAGAGCCACAGACUCUGCCAUGGGGAAGAUCUUCUCCAAUAAAAGAAGCUUCAUCUUAUCCCGGUCUACUUUUGCUGGCUCUGGCAGGUUUGCUGGUCACUGGUUAGGGGACAAUGUGGCCACCUGGGAUGACCUCCGAUGGUCUAUUCCCAGUAUCCUGGAGUUCAACCUGUUUGGCAUCCCAAUGGUUGGCGCCAACAUCUGUGGUUAUACAAAUAAUGUGACAGAAAUACUCUGUACAAGGUGGAUGCAGCUUGGAGCAUUUUAUCCACUAUCAAGGAACCACAAUGGGCCAGAGUACAUGGAUCAGGACCCCGCUGCCUUUGGUGAUGACUCGCUGUUGUUGAACUCGUCCAUACAUUAUCUGAACAUCCGCUACUCCCUCCUGCCCUACCUCUACACCCUCUUCUACCGUGCUCACACUCGGGGGGACACCGUAGCAAGGCCCCUGGUGCAUGAGUUCUACCAGGACCCAGCCACGUGGGACAUACACGAGCAGUUCUUAUGGGGGUCUGGACUUCUCAUCACCCCAGUUCUGUAUGAAGGCAUUGACCUAGUGAAAGCAUACAUCCCAGAUGCAAUCUGGUAUAAUUAUGAGACAGGAGAAGCCAUCCAAUGGAGGAAGCAAUUUGUGGAUAUGAAGUUUCCUGGUGAUAGGAUAGGGCUUCACCUUCGAGGGGGCUGCAUAUUUCCUACCCAGGAGCCAAAUACAACCACAGACACCAGCCGGAAGAAUUCCCUGGGACUCAUUGUUGCCUUGGAUUAUAAGAGAGAAGCAAAGGGGGAGCUGUACUGGGAUGAUGGCGUGUCUAAAGAUGCUGUAACUGGAAAGAAUUACAUCCUGUAUGAUUUCUCCGUGGCGUCUAACCGCCUGCAGGCAAAGAUUAUAUAUAAUAAUUACACGGACCCUGACAAUUUGAUGUUCACCAAUAUCAGAAUCUUGGGGAUGGAUAAAGAACCAUUUGAUCUUACUGUUGUAGUUAAUAAUGCUGCCACAUCUAUUUCAAGUGUUGUAUACAGCUCUUCAAAAAAGGUGGUGACCAUCACUGAGCUCCAGGGACUGGCCCUGGGACAAGAAUUCUCUGUGGAGUGGAAGUUUCUCGUCAGUGACCUGGAGAAGUUCAACUGCUACCCUGAGGAUGCUGCAGUGACCGAGGAGAGGUGCCGGCAGCAAGGCUGCCUCUGGGAGCACACGGCAGAUCCAGGUGUGCCCAGCUGUUACUAUGACACCAUCCCGGCCUAUGCUGCCAGCAACCUUCAGUACCUAUCCACGGGCGUCACCAUGGACCUCACCCUCUCCGAAAUGCCUGAAUCUGGGAGAGCAACAGCCCCACCGACACAGCCAGCAGCCGCCGCCACGCGUGUCUCCGAUUCUCUUUCUGGAAAGAUCAGCAGCCUUCAACUGAACGUGAUCUAUCAUACAGAAACCAUGCUUCAGGUCAAGAUAUACGAUCCCACUACUAAAAGAUACGAGGUCCCCAUACCUCUGAAUAUCCCUCCUUCCCCGAUCAGCGUCUCUGAAAACUGCCUGUACGAUGUCAGGGUUCAGAUCAAUCCUUUUGGAGUCCAGAUCCGACGAAAAAGCUCCAACACUGUAAUUUGGGACUCUCCGCUUCCUGGCUUCACCUUCAACGACAUGUUCCUUUCCAUCUCCACUCGCCUCCCCUCUCAGUACAUCUACGGCUUUGGGGAAACAGAGCACAUGGCCUUCAGAAGAAAUAUGAGCUGGAACACAUGGGGAAUGUUUGCUCGUGAUGAGCCACCAGGGUACAAGAAGAAUUCCUAUGGUGCGCACCCCUACUACAUGGCAUUGGAAGAGGACGGCAGUGCCCACGGAGUCCUCCUGCUCAACAGCAAUGCCAUGGAUGUGACUCUCCAGCCCACUCCUGCCGUGACGUACCGCACCACAGGAGGAAUUUUGGAUUUUUACAUAGUUUUGGGACCAACCCCUGAACUUGUCACUCAACAAUACACUGAGCUGAUUGGUCGGCCAGCUAUGACUCCAUACUGGGCCUUGGGAUUUCAGCUGAGUCGCUAUGGAUACCAGAAUGACAAUGAAAUCUCCAGUUUGUACGAUGCAAUGGUGGCAGCCCAGAUUCCCUAUGACGUUCAGCAUGUGGACAUCGAUUACAUGGACCGGAAGCUGGACUUCACUCUCAGCCCCAGCUUUCAGAACCUCAGUUUCCUGAUGGAGAAAAUGAAGAAAAGUGGCAUGAGAUUUAUUCUCAUUCUGGAUCCAGCCAUUUCUGGCAACGAGACCCAGUAUCCGGCAUUCACCAGAGGGCAGGAAAGCAAUGUGUUCAUCAAAUGGGCUAACAGCAGUGACCUUGUGUGGGGAAAGGCAUGGCCAGAGCUGCCCAAUGUAAAGGUGGAUGGAUCUCUUGACCAAGAGACUCAGGUUAAGCUGUACAGGGCGCACGUUGCUUUCCCCGACUUCUUGCGGAACAGCACAGCUGCCUGGUGGAAGAGAGAGAUAGAAGAGCUCUAUGCACACCCUCGGGAGCCAAGGAAGAGCCUGGAGUUUGAUGGACUGUGGCUCGAUAUGAAUGAACCAUCAAACUUUGUGGAUGGAUCUGUUGUGGGCUGCCACAGUGAUAUUCUCAACAACCCACCCUAUAUGCCAUACUUAGAAUCUAGGGACAGAGGCCUGAGCAGCAAGACCCUGUGCAUGGAGAGCGAGCAGAUCGUUCCAGACGGCUCCCGAGUGCGGCACUACGACGUCCACAGCCUGUAUGGCUGGUCCCAGACCAGACCCACCUACGAGGCCGUGCAGGAGGCCACAGGGCAGCGAGGCAUCGUCAUCACCCGCUCCACAUUCCCUUCUUCUGGGCGCUGGGCAGGACACUGGCUGGGAGACAACACAGCUGCCUGGGACCAGCUGAGGAAGUCCAUCAUUGGCAUGAUGGAGUUCAGUCUCUUUGGAAUACCUUAUACAGGGGCAGAUAUCUGUGGGUUCUUUGGAGAUGCGGAGUAUGAGAUGUGUGCUCGCUGGAUGCAGCUGGGGGCCUUUUACCCUUUCUCCAGGAACCACAACACCAUUGGGACCAGGAGACAAGACCCUGUGGCCUGGAAUUCAACUUUUGAGCUGUAUGCAAGGGAAGUCCUGCAGACCAGAUACACGCUGCUGCCUUAUCUCUACACGCUGAUGCACAAAGCGCAUGUGAAAGGCAGUACUGUCGUCCGACCUCUUCUCCACGAGUUUGCUGAUGACAACACAACAUGGGAAAUAGACCGGCAGUUCAUGUUAGGCCCUUCCAUCCUGAUCAGCCCUGCGCUGGAAAGCAACAUGGUUGAGAUCAGCGCUUAUCUUCCCCGAGGGCGGUGGUAUGACUACAGCACGGAAUCUGGCCGUGAAUCUACAGGCGAGUGGGAAAAGCUCAGGGCUCCCUUAGACCACAUCAACCUUCAUGUGCGGGGAGGCCACAUCCUCCCUUGGCAAGAGCCUGCAAUGAACACUCACCUCAGCCGGCAGAAUUUUAUGGGAUUGACUGUGGCUUUGGAUGAGAACGGGAAGGCUGAAGGCCACAUGUUCUGGGAUGAUGGACAAAGCAUUGAUACCUAUGAAAAGGGAAACUAUUUCUUAGCCAGCUUUACAGCAACUCAGAAUAACUUACAAAUCCAUGUCAUUCACAACAAGUAUCUGAGUAAUUUGAAUCCACUGAAAGUUGGCUAUAUCAAAAUCUGGGGAGUGAACUCUGCUUAUGUGACACAAGUCAAUGUCACCUAUGACAGCCAGCAAUUCAUGGAGACCAGCUUCCGAAGUGACCCUUAUAAGCAGACACUAACUAUUCAAUUGACCAACAAGAACAUCAGCUUGGAGAAACUAAUGGAGGUCAUUUGGGUUCAUGGUGAUCUACCAGUUCCCACGACCACAAUAAUGAACCCCCCUUCCAACCAUUCUUCCCCACCUACGACUACGAGUGAGUCCACCAGCACCGAGGAGAUCACCACCUCCACUACCACAGGCACUACCACAAGCAUUGGUACUAUACCCAUCUCAACCACCAUUCCCAGGAGCACGACUGACACCACAACUGGAACCACAGUUGCUGUCACACCCACGUUUUGGGCCACAAGUACCACUGAUGGUACAACGAGCACAACUGUUCCUGACAUAACCACCCUUCCUUCUACAAAUGCUGAUGUGUCUGUCACAACGCCACAAAGUCCAGCAAAUACCUUUGAUGUGACGCUGAACAGUACUAGUCUUCAUACAAGCACUCCUAUCUCGGCCAAUGCCAGUAUCACAGCUCCUGUCGCAACCUCAGCUUACAUAACACACAGUACUGAGGAAAUAGUAAUCAGUACUGUUCCAGGUACAACUACUUCUUUUAUAAAUGCUACCGCCAGUACUAGUCCUAGUACAAGCACUCCUAUCUCUGCAAACACCACGACCAAUGCUCUUAUCACAACCCCAGCUCACACAACAAAUACCACUGAGGUCCCAGUAAACAGUACUGUGUCAGGUACAACUACCCCUUCUUCUACAAAUGCUACUGCCAGUACUAGUCUUGAUACAAGUCCUCUUAUCUUUGCAAGUACUGCUGCUAAUGCCAGCAUCACAGCUCCUGUCCCAACCCCAUCUAACACAACAAACACUACUGAGGUCACAGUAAUCAGUACAAUUCCAGGUACAACUACUUCUUAUUUGAUAAAUGCUACUGCCAGUACUAGUAUUAGCACAACUACUCCUAUCUUUACAAGCAAUACCGACAACACUGGUGUCACAACUCCUAUCACAACUCCAGUUCACACAACAAACACUACUGAGGCCCCAAUGAACAACACUGUGUUAGGCACAACUACCACUUCUAUAAAUGCUACUGCCAGUACUAGUAUUGAUACAACUACUCCUAUCUUUACAAGCAAUACUGACAACACUGGUGUCACAGCUCCUAUCACAAUUCCAACUCACACAACAAACACCACUGAGGUCACAGUGAACAGCACUGUUCUAAGUACAAUUACCCCUUCUUCUAUAAAUCCAACUGCCAGUACUAGUCCUGGUACAAGCACUCCUUUCUCUGCCAAGACAACCGUCAAUGCUGGUGUCACAGCUUCUAUCACAAUCCCAACUCACAUAACAAACGCUACUGAGGUCCCAGUGAACAGUACUGUUCUAGGCACCACUACCCCUUCUUCUACUAAUGUGACUGCUGGUAUUAGUAUUGAUACAACUACUCCUAUCUCUACAAGCAAUACCGCCAACACUGGCAUCACAGCUCCUAUUACAGUCCCACCUCACACAACAAACACUACUGAGGCCACAGUGAACACUAUUGAUUCAGUUACAAUUACUCCUUCUUUGACAAAUGCUACUGCCAGUAUUAGUAUUAGUACAACUACUCCUAUCUUUACAAGCAAUACUGACAACACUGGUGUCACAGCUCCUAUCACAAUCCCAACUCACACAACAAACAUUACUGAGGCCAAAGUGAACACUACUGAUUCAGUUACAACUACCACUUCUAUAAAUGCUACUGCCAGUACUAGUCUAACUACAAGUACUCCUAUCUCUGCCAACACCACAGCCAGUGCUGGUGUCACAGUUCUUAUCACAACCAUAGCUCACACAACAAAUGCUACUGAGGUCCCAGUGAACAGCACUGUUCUAGAUACAAUUACCCCUUCUAUAAAUCCAACUGCUAGUACUAGUCCUGGUGCAAGCACUCCUUUCUCUGCAAAUACCACCACCAAUGCUGGUUUCACAGCUCCUAUCACCACCCUGGCUUACACAACGGACACUACUGAGGUCCCAGUAAACAAUACUGUUCGACGUACAACUACCCCUUCUUCUGUAAAUACUACUGCCAGUACUAGUGUUGGUACAAGCACUCCUGUCUCUGCAGGCACUACUGCCAAUGCCAAUGUCACAGCUCCUGUGACAACCCCAGCUUACGUAACAAACUCUACUGAGGUCACAGUAAUCAGUACUAUUCCAGGUACAACUACUCCUUAUUUUAUAAAUGCUACUGUCAGUACUAGUAUUGGUACAAGCACUCCUAUCUCUACAAACACCUCUUCCAACACUGGUGUCACAGCUCUUAUCACAACCCCAGCGCACACAACAAACACUACUGAGGUCCCACUGAAUGGUAGUACUGUGUCAGGAACAACUACCUCUUCUUCAGUAAAUGCUACUGCCAGUACUAGUAUUGGCACACGUACUCUUAUCUCUGCAAGUACUACUGCCAGUGCUAUUGUCACUGCUCCUAUCACAAUCCCACUUCACACAAACACUACUGAGGUCACAGUGAACAGUACUGUUCUAGGUGUACCUACCCCUUCUGUCAAUGCUACUGCCAGUGCUAGUCUUGGUACAAGCACUCUUAUUGCUUCAAGCACUACUGCCAAUACUAGUGUCACAGCCCCCACCACAAUCCCAGUUCAUACAACAAACAUGACGGAGGUCACAGUGAACACUACUGCUUCACGUACAACCACCCCUCCUUCUGCAAAUGCUACUGCAGUACUAGUCCAAUAA
Molecule: messenger RNA, 8103 nt
Organism: Perognathus longimembris pacificus (Pacific pocket mouse)
Lineage: Eukaryota; Metazoa; Chordata; Mammalia; Rodentia; Heteromyidae
Product: probable maltase-glucoamylase 2
Exons: 47
Coding region: 1-8103 (2700 amino acids)
Biological process (GO): carbohydrate metabolic process
Molecular function (GO): alpha-1,4-glucosidase activity; carbohydrate binding
Source: RefSeq, a predicted model, not a curated record